This is a messenger RNA of Ornithorhynchus anatinus (platypus), 11010 nucleotides long. It is a transcript of the gene TRIO, whose product is annotated as trio Rho guanine nucleotide exchange factor. Bases 4 to 9150 code for a protein of 3048 amino acids. The record is from RefSeq and is a predicted model, not a curated record. Gene Ontology annotation, biological process: protein phosphorylation. Gene Ontology annotation, molecular function: protein kinase activity; protein binding; ATP binding. NCBI's taxonomy places the organism in Eukaryota, Metazoa, Chordata, Mammalia, Monotremata, Ornithorhynchidae. The transcript is spliced from 57 exons. Gene Ontology annotation, cellular component: cytoplasm.
AGUAUGUUUCUGUCAUCUGAGACCUGUGGGUUUCGCAAAAAUGAUGAAAUGAAGGCUAUGGAUGUAUUGCCAAUUUUAAAGGAAAAAGUUGCAUACCUUUCAGGUGGCAGAGAUAAGCGUGGCGGACCUAUUCUAACGUUUCCAGCUCGUAGCAAUCAUGAUAGAAUACGACAAGAGGAUCUUAGGAGACUCAUUUCAUACCUAGCCUGUAUUCCUAGCGAAGAGGUCUGCAAACGAGGAUUCACCGUGAUCGUGGAUAUGCGGGGAUCUAAGUGGGACUCCAUCAAGCCUCUGUUGAAGAUUUUGCAGGAGUCCUUUCCCUGUUGUAUUCACGUUGCACUGAUAAUCAAGCCAGAUAACUUCUGGCAGAAGCAGAGGACGAACUUUGGCAGUUCUAAAUUUGAAUUUGAGACAAAUAUGGUCUCUUUAGAAGGCCUUACCAAAGUAGUUGACCCUUCCCAGCUAACUCCAGAAUUUGAUGGUUGCUUGGAGUACAACCAUGAAGAGUGGAUCGAAAUCAGAGUGGCCUUUGAGGAUUACAUUAGCAGUGCAACACACAUGCUGUCUCGGCUGGAAGAGCUCCAGGAUAUCCUGGCUAAGAAAGAAUUGCCUCAGGACUUGGAGGGAGCUCGGAACAUGAUUGACGAGCACUCCCAGCUGAAGAAAAAAGUGAUCAAGGCCCCCAUUGAGGACCUUGACUUAGAGGGGCAGAAGCUGCUGCAGAGGAUCCAGAGUAGUGACAGCUUUCCCAAAAAGAAUUCUGGUUCCGGGAACGCAGACUUGCAGAACCUUUUGCCGAAAGUGUCCACCAUGUUGGAUAGACUGCACUCAACCCGACAGCAUCUGCAUCAGAUGUGGCAUGUGCGCAAGUUGAAACUGGACCAGUGCUUUCAGCUGAGGCUGUUUGAACAGGAUGCUGAAAAGAUGUUUGACUGGAUCACACACAACAAAGGCCUGUUUUUGAACAGCUACACGGAGAUUGGAACCAGUCACCCACAUGCUAUGGAGCUUCAGACCCAGCACAAUCACUUCGCCAUGAAUUGUAUGAAUGUGUAUGUAAACAUAAACCGCAUCAUGUCAGUAGCAAAUCGCCUGGUAGAGUCUGGCCAUUAUGCCUCUCAGCAGAUCAAGCAGAUUGCUAACCAGCUGGAGCAGGAGUGGAAGGCAUUUGCAGCAGCCCUGGAUGAACGGAGCACCUUACUUGACAUGUCCUCCAUCUUCCACCAGAAGGCUGAGAAGUAUAUGAGCAAUGUGGACUCAUGGUGUAAAGCCUGUGGUGAGGUAGAACUUCCAUCAGAACUGCAGGAUUUAGAAGAUGCCAUCCAUCAUCAUCAAGGAAUAUAUGAACAUAUUACCCUUGCUUACUCAGAGGUAAGCCAAGAUGGGAAAUCGCUGCUUGAUAAACUCCAACGACCUUUAACUCCAGGCAGCUCGGACUCCCUUACGGCUUCUGCCAACUACUCCAAGGCCGUGCACCACGUGCUUGACGUCAUCCAUGAAGUCCUGCACCACCAGAGACAGCUAGAGAACAUAUGGCAGCAUCGCAAGGUCCGCCUGCACCAGAGGCUUCAGCUCUGUGUGUUCCAGCAGGACGUUCAGCAGGUGUUGGAUUGGAUCGAGAACCAUGGAGAAGCUUUUCUGAGCAAACACACGGGAGUUGGAAAAUCCCUGCACAGAGCGAGAGCUCUGCAGAAACGUCAUGAGGAUUUUGAAGAAGUUGCACAGAACACAUAUACCAAUGCAGAUAAGUUAUUAGAAGCAGCAGAACAGCUGGCUCAAACCGGGGAAUGUGACCCAGAAGAGAUUUAUCAAGCAGCCCACCAGCUGGAGGACAGGAUUCAGGAUUUUGUCCGGCGGGUGGAGCAACGCAAGAUCCUACUGGACAUGUCUGUUUCCUUCCACACCCACGUCAAGGAGCUCUGGACAUGGCUGGAAGAGUUGCAGAAGGAGCUGUUGGAUGAUGUCUAUGCCGAGUCGGUCGAAGCUGUGCAAGACCUGAUCAAACGCUUUGGCCAGCAGCAGCAGACCACCCUGCAAGUUACAGUCAACGUGAUCAAGGAAGGGGAGGACCUUAUACAACAGCUACGAGAUUCUGCCAUCUCCAGCAACAAGACCCCUCACAACAGCUCCAUCAAUCAUAUCGAGACAGUCCUGCAGCAGCUGGAUGAGGCCCAGUCUCAGAUGGAGGAACUUUUCCAGGAACGCAAGAUCAAACUAGAACUCUUCUUGCAGUUGCGCAUUUUUGAGAGAGAUGCAAUAGAUAUCAUCUCAGAUCUUGAAUCUUGGAACGAUGAGCUUUCUCAGCAGAUGAAUGACUUUGACACGGAAGAUCUCACAAUAGCAGAACAACGGCUCCAGCACCAUGCGGACAAAGCUUUGACUAUGAAUAACUUGACCUUUGAUGUCAUCCACCAAGGACAAGAUCUUUUGCAGUAUGUCAAUGAAGUGCAGGCUUCAGGUGUCGAGCUGCUCUGUGACAGAGAUGUGGAUAUGGCAACUCGUGUCCAAGAUCUGCUGGAAUUUCUUCAUGAGAAACAACAGGAGCUGGACCUGGUAUCAGAGCAGCAUCGGAAGCAUCUGGAGCAGUGUGUACAACUGCGCCACUUGCAAGCUGAAGUGAAACAGGUGCUGGGCUGGAUCCGCAAUGGAGAAUCUAUGUUGAAUGCGGGGCUCAUUACGGCCAGCUCCUUGCAAGAAGCAGAACAACUCCAGCGUGAGCAUGAACAGUUCCAGCAUGCCAUUGAGAAAACCCAUCAAAGUGCCCUGCAAGUUCAGCAGAAGGCAGAAGCAAUGCUACAGGCCAAUCACUAUGACAUGGACAUGAUCAGGGACUGUGCAGAGAAAGUGGCUUCUCACUGGCAGCAGCUCAUGCUCAAGAUGGAAGACCGUCUCAAGCUUGUGAAUGCUUCUGUGGCUUUCUACAAAACAUCCGAGCAGGUAUGCAGCGUGCUGGAGAGCUUGGAGCAGGAGUAUAAGCGAGAGGAAGACUGGUGUGGAGGAGCUGACAAGCUGGGCCCCAAUUCGGAGACCGACCAUGUCACCCCAAUGAUUAGCAAGCACCUAGAACAAAAGGAAGCUUUCUUAAAGGCUUGCACUCUUGCUCGAAGGAAUGCCGACGUCUUCCUGAAAUACCUACAUCGAAAUAGUGUAAACAUGCCAGGAAUGGUGACCCACAUUAAAGCUCCCGAACAACAAGUGAAAAACAUACUGAAUGAACUCUUUCAGCGGGAGAAUCGAGUGCUGCACUACUGGACCAUGAGGAAGAGACGCCUCGACCAGUGCCAGCAAUAUGUGGUUUUUGAAAGAAGUGCCAAACAGGCUCUGGAAUGGAUCCAUGACAGUGGAGAAUUUUACUUGUCUACCCACACCUCAACUGGUUCUAGUAUACAGCACACUCAAGAGCUGUUAAAGGAGCAUGAGGAAUUUCAGAUUACUGCAAAGCAAACCAAAGAGAGGGUGAAGCUGUUGAUACAGCUGGCAGAUGGCUUUUGUGAAAAGGGCCAUGCCCAUGCAGCAGAGAUUAAAAAAUGUGUUACUGCAGUAGAUAAGCGGUACAGAGAUUUCUCUCUGCGGAUGGAGAAAUAUAGGACCUCUCUGGAGAAGGCCCUGGGGAUUUCUUCAGAUUCCAAUAAAUCGAGCAAAAGCCUUCAGUUGGAUAUCAUCCCAGCCAGCGUUCCCGGGUCAGAGGUGAAACUUCGCGAUGCUGCUCACGAGCUGAAUGAAGAAAAACGGAAAUCUGCCCGCAGGAAAGAGUUCAUAAUGGCUGAGUUAAUUCAGACCGAAAAGGCUUACGUAAGGGACCUCCGUGAAUGUAUGGAUACAUAUUUAUGGGAAAUGACUAGUGGUGUUGAGGAGAUCCCACCUGGUAUUGUCAACAAAGAGCACAUUAUCUUUGGAAACAUGCAGGAAAUCUACGAGUUUCAUAACAACAUAUUUCUAAAAGAGUUGGAGAAAUAUGAGCAGUUACCAGAAGAUGUUGGACAUUGCUUCGUUACUUGGGCAGAUAAAUUUCAGAUGUAUGUGACAUAUUGCAAAAACAAGCCAGAUUCCACUCAACUUAUAUUAGAGCAUGCAGGAUCCUACUUUGACGAGAUUCAGCAAAGGCAUGGAUUGGCCAACUCUAUCUCUUCUUACCUUAUCAAACCUGUUCAGAGGAUAACAAAAUAUCAGCUUCUUUUAAAGGAGCUGCUCACUUGCUGUGAAGAAGGAAAAGGAGAAAUUAAAGAUGGCCUCGAAGUAAUGCUUAGUGUGCCAAAGAGAGCAAAUGAUGCCAUGCAUCUAAGUAUGCUAGAAGGCUUUGAUGAAAAUAUUGAAUCUCAGGGAGAGCUCAUCCUCCAGGAAUCCUUCCAAGUUUGGGACCCCAAAACUUUAAUUCGGAAGGGUCGAGAGAGACAUCUCUUUCUUUUUGAGAUGUCCUUGGUAUUCAGCAAAGAGGUGAAAGAUUCCAGUGGGAGAAGCAAGUACCUGUACAAAAGCAAACUCUUUACCUCAGAGCUGGGUGUCACAGAACACGUCGAAGGGGAUCCCUGUAAAUUCGCACUCUGGGUAGGAAGGACUCCAACUUCUGAUAACAAAAUUGUCUUAAAGGCUUCCAGCAUAGAAAAUAAACAAGACUGGAUCAAACACAUUCGAGAGGUGAUACAGGAAAGGACGAUUCAUCUGAAAGGAGCUCUGAAAGAGCCAAUUCAUAUCCCCAAAACAGCGCCAACAGCUAAACAGAAGGGAAGAAGGGAUGGAGAAGACCUGGAUAGUCAGGGAGAUGGCAGCAGUCAACCUGAUACAAUUUCAAUUGCUUCCCGAACCUCUCAGAACACACUGGACAGUGACAAGCUAUCCGGUGGCUGUGAGCUGACAGUUGUGAUCCAUGACUUCACAGCAUGCAAUAGCAACGAACUGACCAUCCGCCGCGGCCAGACCGUGGAGGUCCUGGAGAGGCCACACGACAAGCCAGACUGGUGCCUCGUGCGCACCACGGACCGGUCCCCCGCAGCCGAAGGGCUGGUUCCCUGUGGAUCCCUCUGCAUCGCUCACUCCAGAAGCAGCAUGGAGAUGGAGGGAAUCUUUAACCACAAAGACUCUCUGUCCGUCUCUAGUAACGAUGCUAGCCCUCCUGCCUCAGUUACAUCCCUUCAACCCCACAUGAUUGGGGCCCAGAGCUCUCCAGGCCCCAAGCGACCAGGCAACACCCUGAGGAAAUGGCUGACCAGCCCAGUGAGACGCCUCAGCAGCGGCAAGGCGGACGGGCAUGUGAAGAAAUUGGCCCACAAGCACAAGAAGAGCAGAGAGGUCCGCAAGAGUGCCGACGCUGGGUCUCAGAAAGACUCUGACGACAGUGCGGCAACGCCGCAGGAUGAAACCAUUGAGGAGAGAGGUCGGAACGAGGGGCUAAGCAGUGGCACACUCUCUAAAUCGUCAUCUUCGGGCAUGCAGAGCUGCGGAGAGGAGGAAGGGGAAGAAGGAGCUGAUGCAGUGCCUCUUCCACCACCAAUGGCAAUUCAGCAGCACAGCCUCCUUCAACCGGACUCCCAAGAUGAUAAGACAUCGUCCCGUUUGCUCGUUCGCCCAACCAGCUCUGAAACCCCCAGCGCAGCAGAGCUUGUGAGUGCAAUUGAGGAACUCGUGAAAAGUAAAAUGGCUUUGGAGGAUCGGCCUAGCUCACUGUUGGUAGACCAUGGCGACAGUAGCAGUCCUUCCUUCAACCCUUCAGACAACUCGCUUCUCUCCUCUUCCUCCCCCAUUGAUGAGAUGGAAGAAAGGAAGUCCAGCUCCUUAAAGAGACGGCAUUACGUCUUACAGGAAUUAGUGGAAACAGAGCGGGACUAUGUACGUGACCUGGGCUACGUGGUUGAGGGAUACAUGGCACUUAUGAAAGAAGACGGCGUCCCUGAUGACAUGAAAGGAAAAGACAAAAUCGUGUUUGGAAACAUACAUCAGAUAUAUGAUUGGCACAGAGACUUCUUUUUAGGAGAGUUGGAGAAGUGCCUUGAAGAUCCAGAAAAAUUGGGUUCUCUUUUUGUGAAGCAUGAGAGACGGUUGCACAUGUAUAUAGUUUACUGCCAAAACAAACCAAAGUCUGAGCACAUUGUCUCAGAAUACAUUGACACAUUUUUUGAGGACCUAAAGCAACGGCUGGGCCAUAGACUGCAGCUCACAGACUUGCUUAUAAAACCUGUGCAGAGAAUUAUGAAAUACCAGCUGUUACUGAAGGACUUCCUGAAGUAUUCUAAAAAAGCAAAUCUGGACACCACAGAAUUAGAGAGAGCCGUAGAAGUCAUGUGCAUAGUGCCAAAGCGGUGCAACGACAUGAUGAAUGUUGGUCGUCUGCAAGGAUUUGAUGGUAAAAUUGUAGCCCAGGGAAAGCUCCUCCUUCAGGAUACAUUUCUAGUCACAGACCAGGACGCCGGUCUUCUGCCUCGCUGCAAGGAGAGGCGGGUUUUCCUCUUUGAACAGAUUGUCAUAUUCAGCGAGCCGCUUGAUAAAAAAAAAGGCUUCUCCAUGCCAGGGUUCUUGUUUAAGAACAGCAUCAAGGUGAGUUGCCUUUGCAUGGAGGAAAACGUGGACAAUGAUCCUUGUAAAUUCGCCCUGACAUCAAGGACUGCCGAUGUCCUGGAAACCUUCGUCUUGCAUUCUUCUAGCCCAGGUGUCCGGCAAACAUGGAUCCAUGAAAUUAACCAAAUUUUGGAAAACCAGCGCAACUUUUUAAAUGCCUUGACCUCACCGAUCGAAUAUCAGAGGAACCACAGCGGAGGAGGCGGAGGCGGUCCCGGCGGCGGCCCCGGCAUCGGCAACAGCAGCGGCGGCUCCGGCUCCGGCCGCAGCCGGCCGUCCCGGAUCCCGCAGCCCGUCCGACACCACUCCCCAGUCCUGGUCUCCUCUGCAACCUCGGCCCAGGCAGAGGCAGACAAGAUGUCAGGUACGUCCAUCCACCACCCCUCCCCGCCACCCUCCAGCAGCAGCAGCACCUCCCUAGACCCCGGCCCCGGCCAGCCAAACCGACAGCCUCCCGGGGCCCGGCCCGAGGGGCCCGAGAGAGAAGCGGACCAGCAGAUCCCGAAGAUGAGAGUCCUCGGGAGCCCGCGGAAGGCGUGCGGGAGCGUCCCCGGCCCGGGGCCGGACGGAGCGCCCAAGGAGGCCCGGGGGAGCUCGGAGGAGAGCCGCGCCAGGAGCAGCCCGGGGGCUCUGACGCUGGGCAAGCCCAGACCCGGCGCCGUCUCGCCCGUGAACUCGCCGCCGCUCUGCCCCGCGUUCCCCGCUCCCUAUGGAAAGGAGGCGUUCCCGCCCAGCAGCCCCCUGCAGAAGGGGGGCUCCUUUUGGAGCUCCAUCCCGGCCUCCCCCGCCAGCCGCCCUGGCUCCUUCACUUUCCCCGGGGACAGUGACUCCCUGCAGCGGCAGGUCCACCGCCACUCGGCACACAGCAAGGACACAGACCGCAUGAGCACCUGCUCCUCGACCAGCGAGCAGUCAGUGCACUCGACCCAGAGUAACGGGAGUGAAAGUAGCAGCAGUAGCAAUAUCUCCACCAUGCUGGUGACACACGAUUACACGGCAGUGAAGGAGGAUGAGAUAAAUGUCUAUCAAGGAGAGGUCGUGCAAAUUCUUGCCAGCAACCAACAGAACAUGUUUUUGGUGUUCCGAGCCGCCACCGACCAGUGCCCCGCAGCCGAAGGCUGGAUUCCCGGCUACGUCCUGGGGCACACCAGUGCAGUCAUCAUCGAUAACCCUGAUGGAACUAUAAAGAAGUCAACAUCUUGGCACACAGCACUCCGUUUAAGGAAAAAAUCUGAGAAAAAAGAUAAAGACGGCAAAAGGGAAGGCAAGUUAGAAAAUGGUUACCGUAAAUCCCGGGAAGGACUCACCAACAAGGUUUCCGUGAAGCUUCUCAAUCCCAACUACAUUUAUGAUGUUCCCCCAGAAUUUAUAAUCCCAUUAAGUGAGGUAACAUGUGAGACAGGAGAGACAAUUGUUUUUCGAUGUAAAGUUUGUGGUCGCCCCAAAGCUUCAGUAACUUGGAAGGGCCCUGAACACAAUACCCUGAACAACGAUGGGCACUACAGCAUCUCAUACAGUGAUUUAGGAGAGGCCACUCUGAAAAUCAUUGGUGUGACUACAGAAGAUGAUGGCAUCUAUACCUGUAUAGCUGUAAAUGACAUGGGCUCAGUUUCAUCUUCAGCCAGUCUGAGAGUUCUAGGUCCAGGAAGUGAUGGGAUCAUGGUCAUCUGGAAAGACAACUUUGAUUCCCUGUUCAGUGAAGUGGCUGAGCUUGGCAGGGGCAGGUUCUCUGUUGUAAAGAAAUGUGACCAGAGAGGAACCAAGCGAUCAGUGGCCACCAAGUUUGUGAACAAGAAGUUGAUGAAGCGAGACCAGGUGACCCAUGAACUCGGAGUCAUGCAGAACCUCCAGCAUCCCCUCCUCGUCGGCCUCCUUGACACUUUUGAGACGUCCACCAGCUAUGUCCUAGUGUUGGAGAUGGCCGACCAAGGUCGUCUUCUAGACUGCGUUGUUCGAUGGGGCAACCUCACCGAAGGGAAGAUCAGCAUGUAUCUGGGGGAGAUUCUGGAAGCUGUCCAAUACCUCCAUAACUGCAGAAUAGUCCAUCUGGACCUAAAGCCUGAAAACAUUCUGGUGGACCAGAGCUCGGCCAAGCCAACCAUCAAACUGGCCGACUUUGGAGACGCAGUUCAACUCAACACCACCUACUACAUCCACCAGUUACUGGGAAGCCCAGAGUUCGCAGCUCCCGAAAUCAUCCUCGGAAACCCUGUCUCUCUUACCUCAGAUAUUUGGAGCAUUGGAGUGCUCACAUACGUCCUUCUUAGUGGUGUCUCUCCUUUCCUGGACGACAGCGUAGAGGAAACCUGCCUAAACAUUUGCCGCUUAGACUUUAGUUUCCCAGAUGACUACUUUAAAGGAGUUAGCCAGAAGGCCAAAGAUUUUGUAUGUUUCCUACUACAGGACGAUCCUGCUAAGCGUCCUUCUGCUGCCCUGUCCCUCCAGGAGCCAUGGCUGCAGCUGGGCCACGGCAAAAGUGCUGACAGCAUCGAUACAUCAAGACUGACUUCUUUCAUUGAGCGGCGAAAACACCAGAACGAUGUUCGACCCAUUCGUAGCAUUAAAAACUUCUUACAGAGCAGGCUCUUGCCUAGAGUUUGACCUAUCUUGAAGUUCUUUCUCAUUCUCUUUCACCUGCCAGUGAGACUGGAGAUAAAAUUACUCCUGCCAAAUCAGCUGUUAAUUUGAAUUUUGAGGAGAAAAACAACAACCCACAGCCAAUCAGCUGCUAAUACGUUCAUCGUGUGAAUUGCAUUCCAGGGACGCUGCGUAGAGCAGCACUUGGGACUACAAAUGCAAGCUCUGCUGGGGUGGAGGAUUUUUUCAUGUUAUGCUCUGCAAAGGUCAGAGAACGUUGCUGGAUCACAGUGUUUUAUUCAGGUUUCUGCAAAAAAAAAAAAAAAGGAUACUUUUUUUAAAAUACGAAAAAGAAUUUUGCAAAAGAACUUAAAGUUUUCAAGAUUUAUUCGAGGAAAAGAAAAAUGCCCAAGUUCAAACCACUGGUAUUAAUGGACAAAACCAACACACACGGAGAAGACUAGCCAAGUGGCCGUCCGUGGACCUGGUUGCCAUCGGCACCUCGCUUUCCACCUGGACGUAGAGCUUUUCCAGUUCCUUCGUCUACACGUCACUCACAUAGCGGCAGUGCACUGAGACCGGACUCUGCUUUUAAGUGCAUCCAACCUCAAACUUUUGCAUACAGAUAGAAUGAAUCGUUUUGCUCUGAUGAAAUGUAGGCCUUACUUGUACAUAGACUGUUUCCUGCCUUCGGUCUAUAACUCACCCCCACCCUCACCUCUCCCACCCUUUUUCCGAAAUGGUGGAACACCACUGUGCGGGUCUUCAGUGUGGGCUCUGACGUUGACACCCCAUCAGAACCAGACUUCAUGUUGGGUUUGACCCCACCCCUCACCCCACACCUGCCACUCAGAUUGUUGCACAGUAUACAGUCAGAUGAAAAUAUUGUAAAUGCACUCAUUGGGAUUUUUCUGUUUUAUUUCAUAUCAUGUGCAAUGUUGUGGCUUUAACAUUUUAUGCAACUAUUUAUGAGGACCUCUGUUGUAACUGUAAUAAAUAUAUAGAAAAAGCACAUGCUCAGUAUGGCGAGCUGUAUGGUUUUGUCCGUGUGCGUGUCCAGCGGAUGUGUGGGUGGUGGGCGGGAUUGUAUCACUGUGCUCUUGGUUGGAGGUCGCUAACACAUAGUGAAGAUCAGGAUCAGUUUUCAAGACUGUAAAAUAGGAUUUCCUACUCCAAAUCUAAAACUGGAUAUGGUAACAUUUAAAAAAUGUAUUGUAUUAUUAUUCAAAAUGCCAAAGUAUUAUUUUCCCAAAAUCCAUCUUGACAUUUACUCCUUUUUAGAAUUUUUAAAUGUUUAUUUUCUGUACAAUAAUCAGCCGACUUCUUGUGCUCUUUGGUAAAGAAUUCCCGUCGAGCAGCCGCAGAACCUGACACGUGUGACUGUGUCCCAGUGCAGUUUUUUGGGGGAAGAAGGUAACGUUGAUCCGGGAGGUAUUUUUAAACUAACCGUUGUGGUUUUCUUGUCCGGCGUUGAGUUUGCAUGGAUGUGUUUUCAUCUGUGUUUUGGAAAUACAGCGAAUAGGAGACCAUCCUGCACCCUCCAAUGGGAGACCUGGGGGGUCUUGAGCCAUAAACCGGCUUGCAUAGCUAGCUCUGCAGCUUCCGAUGUAUUUUAUUUAUUCCUUUAUUUCUGUUCUUUGUAAAGUUGUACAGACACUUUUAAGAAACAACUACAAGAAACUCAGAACUGGAUAUGUAUUCAUACAAACCUCAUAACUUCCGUUUGUAUUUUUUUUUCUUAUUUCAGUUAAAUUUCCACAUGAUUUUGCAUGUAUAUUUCUUUGUACAGAGACUUACAUGUUUACACAAUAAGAUGUGAUGUAAAUAUUUUAUUUUGCCAUCAGUUAUUUUAAACAAAAUUAAACAUUUGACAUAUUUGUCUGA